CUCUAGCUUAAACAAGAUGGCUGCUUUAGUAAAUGAGCUUGGUUGCAUCAAUUUAUUUAUAAGAAGCAGCAUGGGAGAGGCAACUGCUGAUUUAGAUUUACAGUCUGAUGAGUUUAAAGAAUUUUCAAAUUCUGAAGAUGUGAAGCCACUUCUAUCUACAGUAUUUUCAUCUUCUUCUGGCAUAAAAACAGAAUUAUCAUUUUUAACUUUCCCUGAUAUCAAACCAAACUUGACAUUUAUAGCUUCACAGGAUGAUAAAACCGUUGUUACGCCAGAUUUUUCAUCUUCUACAGACACAAAGUCAGAAUGUACAUCAUUUUCCUCUUUUGAUGAUGUAAAACACCAUAUGACAUUUCUAACAUCUCAAGAUAAAACAACAGCAUUUUUAAUUUUUAAAGAUAUGGAACCUGCUGUAUCAGCAGUAUGUACAAGAUCUGAAGAUAUAAAACCAGAAUUAGAAAAUAAAUCAACUAGUGAAGAUCUAAAACGAGAAUUAGAAACUUUAUCAACUAGCGAAGAUAUAAUACCAGAAUUAGAAACUUUAUCAACCAACAAAGAUUUAAAACCAGAUUUAUGGACAAAAUUUUUAGAUUCUGAGGACAAAAAACAAAAUGGACUUGAAGAAAAGCUAAAACUCCCUGAAGAUGAAACAUAUCUGUCUGUUGAUCCUCAUAAUUGUCAUGAACAGUUUUUUCAAAGAUCUAACUUGAAUAAACAAGCUCAACCAACUUUAUAUCCUAUUUCUUCUCAAGCAACCAGCUUUAUAUCCUAUAACUUCUCAUCCAACCAGCUUUAUGUCCUACAAAUUCUCAUCCAAACAGCUUUAUAUCCUAUAACUUCUCAAUCAACCAGCUUUAUGUCCGAUAUCUUUUCAUCCAACCAGCUUUAUGUCCUAUAA
Physella acuta is the source of this 898-nucleotide messenger RNA. RefSeq lists its product as uncharacterized. The record is from RefSeq and is a predicted model, not a curated record. Lineage: Eukaryota; Metazoa; Mollusca; Gastropoda; Physidae.